AAUUCCAUUGGCGACACUGUAACCGUUAUCAAAAUAUGACAGGGUAAACCAGCUGUUAUCUCUCAUAUAAUCAUAAUUGUAAACAAGGGAAAACGUCACCAAAAUCGAAAAAGAAAAGUACAUUUCAUUACAAAAUGUAACCAGUAACGCUAAAGCUAAAAUCUAGUUUAGAGCCGGUUUGUGAAAGUGUAGGCCAGUCAAGGUUGUCAUUAAUCUUAUUUGUUUUAAACUUCAGCAAUUGUUCAGUUCCUGUAUUGCUGCACAAUGGUUGCAAAUGGAAAGGCAAAUGGGGAUUUCCACACAUCGUAUCUGUACAAUCCCGAUAUUCUCCAUGGACUUGAUUGGAAGUCGGUUCAAAGCAAAGUAACACCCUUUAUAACUAAUGAGAAUCCAGGAGAAGAUUACUUCUUGGUUAGACCAUUGCAAAUUGAAGAUUACGAUAAAGGAUAUUUGCAGCUACUUAGCCAGUUGACAACAGUUGGCGAUGUUUCGAAGACGGACUUUGAAGUUCAGUUUCGAAAAAUGCAAAAAGCAGGAUGCUACUUUGUUACUGUGAUUGAAGACAUUCGAGAUAGUCGGAUUAUUGGUUCUGCCACUUUAGUCACUGAAUUAAAGUUCAUCCAUAAGUGCGGCGAACGAGCUAGAUUAGAAGAUGUAGUAGUCAACAAUACUUACCGAGGAAAGCAGCUUGGAAAACUGAUCGUUUUAACUGUAACUCUCUUAGCUAAAAAGCUGGGCAGUUAUAAAAUGUCCCUUGACUGUAAGGACCAGCUAAUACAGUUUUACAAAUCGUUAGGGUAUUCUUUAGAACCUGGUAAUGCCAACACUAUGAUGUUGAGGUACGAAUCGAAAUUAUGAAAAUAGGCCAAUUCCAUUUUUGCUUGUAAAUAAUAACGUAUUGCUAUACACCAUCGCAAGUCCUGCAGGUUUUAUAUUUUAACGUCAUGUAGACUAUUAAUUCUUACAAUUAUGGUCUAAGCUGGCCAAUAAACGUCGAAAAGUGCAAUACAGCAGCUGGGCUCAUCGUCAAUGAUUGAGGUAACAUCCGUGUAAUAUUAAGUUUGUUGUAACAUAUUUUGCCAUGCCAUUUUUAAGUAAUAAAUUAUUUCAAAUAUA
Molecule: messenger RNA, 1116 nt
Organism: Dendroctonus ponderosae (mountain pine beetle)
Lineage: Eukaryota; Metazoa; Arthropoda; Insecta; Coleoptera; Curculionidae
Gene: Gnpnat
Product: probable glucosamine 6-phosphate N-acetyltransferase
Exons: 4
Coding region: 265-858 (197 amino acids)
Biological process (GO): UDP-N-acetylglucosamine biosynthetic process
Cellular component (GO): Golgi apparatus; endoplasmic reticulum-Golgi intermediate compartment; endoplasmic reticulum
Molecular function (GO): glucosamine 6-phosphate N-acetyltransferase activity; monosaccharide binding
Source: RefSeq, a predicted model, not a curated record